AUGACACCACCCCAUCAGAAGCAUUUCCAUACUUCCAACCCGGAGGAAGCUACCGCGAUCAAUAGAUCGCUUCCCGAAUUUGCAGCAGCGCAAACUACAGACGAGGACGAGUAUUUCGCAAAUCACCAACCGCCAACUUACCUUCCUGAAAUCGAGGAGGAGGUGCGCGGCUUUGUUGCAUUUCAUCAACAGACCACGGGCAAGAGAUUAGCGUUGGUGACGUCGGGCGGCACCACGGUGCCCUUGGAGAACAACACCGUUCGGUUCAUCGAUAACUUCAGCGCUGGAACACGAGGCGCCACAUCGGCGGAAUACUUCUUGGAGAAUGGCUACGCGGUGAUCUUUUUGCACCGCGAGUUUUCGUUGUUACCCUACUCGAGACACUUUAGCCACUCAACCAACUGCUUCCUCGACUACAUGACGGAACGAGACAACAAGAUUGAAAUCGACCCUAAAUACAGCGCCGAGAUGUUGAAGGUGUACCGCAAGUACAACGAGGCGCAGGAUUCAAACUCGUUGCUCCUCAUCCCUUACACAACGGUGAACCAAUAUCUAUAUACCUUGAAAACGAUAUCGGAGGCGUUGAAAAUUUACCAGAAUAAAGCGGUGUUUUAUUUGGCUGCCGCGGUGUCGGAUUUCUUCAUCCCGCAGUCGCGUAUGCCCCAGCACAAGAUCCAGAGCUCAGCUACCACUGACGGCGAGUUGGUGAUACGAUUAGCGGCAGUUCCAAAGUUUUUGAGCCGGUUAGUUGACAAUUGGUCCUUGGGCGCGAUGAUCAUCAGCUUCAAGUUGGAGACGGAUAACAACCUCUUGAUCAAGAAGGCCAAGAGCGCAUUGGAGAGGUACCACCACCAGUUGGUCAUUGGCAACUUGCUCCAAACGAGAAAAAAGGAAGUGGUUUUUGUAUCGCCGGGAAGGGAGGAGUGGAUCAGACUCAGCGAUGAGGAAAUUGCAAACGGCAAGGAGAUUGAAAGCGAGAUGAUCCCUGCUGUCAUCAAGCAUCACGAUGAUUGGAUCCAAGCUUCGAAAUAA
Messenger RNA from Lodderomyces beijingensis, 1032 nucleotides. NCBI's taxonomy places the organism in Eukaryota, Fungi, Ascomycota, Pichiomycetes, Serinales, Debaryomycetaceae. The record is from the annotation of a GenBank genome assembly.